UCGUUUGUUCAUAGUACGGUAAAAAAAAUGUUUCUUUUGAAAAUUUCAAAGUUUUCGUUAACACAAUUAAUGAGUGUUCAGUGUGAACUCGAAUAGUUGAACAAGUGAUGGUAAUGCUGUGAAAUAAAAACGAGUUAAAAUUUUUUAACAAAAUAUAAAUUUUUCACAUAAAAAAUUGUGCUUAAAUGAAUGUUUCUCACAUUUCCAUAGUUAACCACAUAAUACUCAUACACGUAUGUACAUAUGUAUGUACUUAUCAACCGCAUUGUGAUCGUUAGAAUGUCGCGUAUUGAAAUGUUGAGUGUCAUAACUUAAGCAAAAUGGCAACCAUUUCCAAUAAUGAAAAAAUAAUAUUGAAAUAUUGUCGAGGCUUGACAUUUAUCACAAGUCUUGAUCACUUUUCAAAUGAUUUUUAUCUGGAGUAGAAGCCACAUUUCAACUAAAAUUGAAUGGAAGCACAGACGCAGCAAGCUCAACAACAGGUGCAACAGCAGCAACACCUUUUAGUAAAUAUCAAAACGGAAGUGAGUAGUGCUGAGCCACCAUCGUCUGCCGCAUCAAUACCAACAACAAAGUCGGUGACAUCCACCGCUGAUGAGCAUAAUCAAACUACACAGGACUCAAAGCAGCAGCCAUCACAACAAUCUGCUGUACAGCAACAGCAAAUAUCGCAGCAACAGAUCUCUAGUCAAUCAAAGCCUCAUACGCCACAUCAACAACAAGAACAAAAGCAACAACUGCAACAACAACAGCAGAUCCAACAUACACCCAUAUCUGUGGCUAGCUCAGUUGCCUCAAUUAGCGGCGCCCAGACGCAAUCCAACGAGGAAUACAGCAUACCGUUGCCGCGUAGCACACAGCAGCGCCGAAUAUUGACUACAGCAGGCACAUUCGAGGAGAACGAUAACCGUGAAGGAGAUCAACCCGACUCACAGACCGAGUACCAUCACCAGACCCCCGCCGACUACGUAGUGAUGGCUCCACGUAAUGAAGAGCACCCUCCACCAGGCACUGCCGUCUACACAUACGCAACGACACAAAACGGUCAGCAAAUUAUAUGCACGGAAACUGGCACAGCCAUAAAACUUGAGGAUAUCGAAAAGGAUCAGCAGGCUAGUGUGGAAGCGCAACAACAUCAGCAACAACAACUGCAGCAACAACAGCAAAUGCCACCUGGUAGCGGGUAUGGGGAUACAAUUGUUGUGUCCGCAGCAGCGUUACAUCAACAUCAAAAUCCGCACGGCGUCAUCAAUGCCUCAACCCAUGGCGGGCAUCCGGGCGCACCACUGCGUUUUGAACCAGAUGAACGCUACAGUAAUGUCCUGCAAGACAACGGCAACGUACAAACGAUCUAUUAUAACCCUACGGUGGUGGAGUCCUCUGCACACCCAAGUGAGACAAAGACAUUUACUGAUCUGGGCAAUUCGGAAUACUAUGCGAGUCCCCCAACUUACGCGCUGCCGCCGCCAAAUAAUGGUCUCUACAGUGUGUCAAGUUCUACACAGCUUAUUUGUAAAUCGGAUCCAAAUUUGGGCGCUAUGCGGCAACCGCCACAAUUUCAGUCAUUAAUGGAGUCGGGGGUACAGGAGCAAUCCAUGUGGGCACCGUCAAGUGUGGAAUUUUCCGGUUAUAAUACAUAUCAUCAUCAGGUCGUUGAUGACUACGGCUCUGGCAAUAUGACUGCGACGCACUGGCCAGGCACCGGACCAAUUACUGCCUAUGAGACUUCCCUGGGGCCGACCAUCUAUGAUGCGCCCAAAUGUGACAAUUGUGGUGCACUCUACAUACGGAAAGGCAACGACUUCUACUGUCCCACUGGCUGCAAUCAACUGCGUCCGACCCACGUGCGCAUACCUGCUCGGCAAGCGAAACCCAAAGUGCAGGCCAAUGCCAAUAAUCGACGCACCGGCGUUACGUGUGCCAAUUGCAAUACAACAACAACGACAUUAUGGCGCCGCAACAACGAGGGCAACCCUGUGUGCAACGCCUGCGGACUGUACUUCAAGCUACACAAUACCAACCGCCCGCAAUCGAUGAAGAAGGAUGGCAUACAGAAGCGCAAACGCAAGCCAAAGAAUAAUGGCGGCAUGUCGACGAUGAAGCCACUGCCUUUAAAUGAUUUUACACACGCAGCACUUCCUGGCAUGCCGCAGAAUGUGACGUUGAUGACACCUAACGGCACAAUUUAUCCCUCCCAAGUAUCGGCUUUGAGUUUGCCCAUGAAUGGUGGCGGUAUUGCAACUAGUAUUGUCACUGGCGGUGGCCAGCAGCAGUUGUCGGGCGAGAUACGUGAUAUGUCCCUGAGUGCUAAUGCGGCUGGCGCAGGCGCUGGCUCAUUGUCCGCCGGUAAUGUUGGGAGCACCGUUGUGGUAGCUAGUGGCGCGGGCAGCUCAGUAACCGGCACCGGACCGCGCAACGUUUCGAUUGUGCAUCACGUGACCGGCGAUAGUCACUCCCCGUACAGCAACCCACCAUCGCAAAGUCAAUCGCCGCAUCUGUCCAACCCGUCGCCACUGAGUCGCCAACAAAUUUCACAAACUGUGCAACCGAUUGAAGCCACGCGCCCAUCAAACGGGGAAAUACCCACAAGCGUCAUUACGCGCACUGGGCUACCGGAGCGCUCCUCGAAUAACUGAGAGGCAUUAUCUGCCCUUCAUUCUCUUCUAACACAAUCAAACUUCCUUCAAAAGCUAACAAAAAAUGGACCUAAGCUUAUAUUAUUGUUGGCCUGAUGAUCUGAUGAGCUAAUAAUUAUAAUUUAUACACGUACGCAUGAUGAGUACAGUUAACUUUUUAAGUGCCAAAAAAUAUUCUAUUUAAAUCUGAUUACAAAAGUAUUUAUGUACCAAUGACUUAGAGCUGGUAGUUUAGGAAAUAGUAGGUAUUUAAAAUAGUUUUUUAAAAUAAUAUAAGUAGAUUAUUAUUAUGUAUCGUAUGUGUCGUAUUAGUG
Ceratitis capitata (Mediterranean fruit fly) is the source of this 2950-nucleotide messenger RNA. It is a transcript of the gene GATAe, whose product is annotated as box A-binding factor. Gene Ontology annotation, molecular function: DNA-binding transcription factor activity, RNA polymerase II-specific; zinc ion binding; RNA polymerase II cis-regulatory region sequence-specific DNA binding. Bases 450 to 2636 code for a protein of 728 amino acids. Gene Ontology annotation, biological process: positive regulation of transcription by RNA polymerase II; negative regulation of transcription by RNA polymerase II; cell fate commitment. The record is from RefSeq and is a predicted model, not a curated record. The transcript is spliced from 6 exons. Lineage: Eukaryota; Metazoa; Arthropoda; Insecta; Diptera; Tephritidae.